CUCUAGACAUCAACAGCAAGAUACUGAAAAGCACAAGAAACAAAACAUUCAAACUUAUCAUGAAUUUUUCAUAAAACCAACAAAAAUAAUGAUUAAAAAGAUGAUUAAAUGCAGAAUAAACUCCACAGAACACAGAAACAAGGAUCUUUCAUGAUUACAGCAAAAACAGAAAAUGAUGCUCCAGCUUGUUACUGGUUAAUGAUUACAGUGUUGACAUAAAGACUCACAUGGCUGCAUGAGAUCCAAACAUGAUAGUACAAGAACUCACUUCAACCAUAAACUAACAGCUGACCAGCAGUGGUGGGCUGAUGGGGAUGUUUCUUUAUGUGCAGACAAACAUGAGUUUGUGUUUUAAAGAAAAGCUGUAUCCAUCUUCUUCAGAGCCAGCAGGAUGAGGCAGAGUGUGGCCCCAGGGCCGAGCCACCAGCAGCAGAGCAGCAGAGGACACGAGCAUAAAGGAAACAAAGAGGCGCGCAUGAAAGCCGCGAGUCCAUGGAUGCCAUCAUGUGGAAAGCAGGCCUUUAUGCUCACACUGUAAGGAGAUGGAUGUGUGCGCAAUAAGGAGACCUGAAAGCUUGCACACGUGUGCUGCUGUGGCAGUAAAACACAAAAAGGAAGGUCUGAUGUUGUGUAAGGAGUGAAAAUAAAAACAAAAUGACAGAAAGAAAUCACCACAUGACCUCACAGCAUCUCAGUUUAUUCUGUUUUUCAUCUAUCUGAACUCUGAAGCAUGGAUUUGUGUCCACAAACACCAGCGAGGUCAUCUGAGGUAGUGUUAGUCAAUGCUAAUCCUCACUCCUGUUAAGGGUUAUAUACAGACACCAAAACAGCUUCUGCAUCAGCCUGUCAGUAUGUUUAUGUUAACAGGACUUUGUGAGGACUGGCUCACAACUGGUGCCUCUGGUGGCCGGCAGAGGAACAGCAGCUUGUGGUUUCAGAUGGAAUUUCAUGGUCGCUGUCCUCCGCAAACAGGUGGGCUUCAGGCUGAGUGUGCAAGCAGGUUGGGCUGUCUCUGUAUUAGGAACCAAUGCAAGGAGAUCACAGAUGACUGACAGGGAGAGGUCAGAGUGACAGGAAACAGGAGCAAAGGUUUAUAAAUCAAGACAAAACAAACUUCACGGAAAUAAAAAGUUUUCAUGUAUCUUCUUCUCCAACACUGAAAUACUGACUCUGUUCUGUCCUUGGUGAACAAAACAAACACACCUUAAACAUGGAGCUGUGGUAUUAAGCUGUGGAAUUUUAAUUUCAUCUGAUAUUUGAUAUGUUUUGUUUCAAUAUAUUUUUACACGCAGCAUUUUAUGUAUGUUCAUGUAUUUUUUUUAUGGCCCUUUACAAGGAGACGCUGCAGGUUAACUUUAACUAAAGUUUAUUAUAAAAGUUAAAACAGGAAUUUAUGAUCAACAAAAUAAAUAAAAUAAAGCUGAGAAUGGGCAGCUGUGGCGCUCGUAACCUUUGACCUCUUCAUUCACACUGCCUGAGAAGCUCACAGGUGUGUACCGGAGUGGGAGCGCGCAGGUGAGACGUGUGGGCUUUUUGCCACAGACCGUCACGUUGUGUUGGAUCAGACUUUGAUCUUUGAGGUUUUCAGUGACAUUUUUAAACCGUCGCUGUUUGCACGUGCGCGCGGACUGUCCCCUGCGCAGAAAUCCAAAUAAAUGAAAGUGAAUAUUAAAAAAUGAGAUGGUCAGUGCGCGCGCUUUGUCCCCACCGGGGGCUCUUUCCCAGUGAGAGAGAGAGAGAGAGAGAGAGAGGAGCGCAGCAGGUCGAGCAACACUUUUGACGUCAGGAGUGAUCACUGCUGCUUCUCUCUCUCUCUCUCUCUCUCUCUCUCUCUCUCUCUCUCUGUGUGUAUCAUCCGGGUCUUCUUCUCCUUUUGUGCGCUUUUCCCGUCCGUUUGGCGCAGACGUGCGGCGGCUCGGAGCCUGAAGAACAGAAGACCCUCCACAGAUGCGGUCCCUUGAGUAGGAGCUGCAGGAGCUGCGUCUCCCCCGCUGCUCCUCUCUGUGAGUUUCCUGGAGGAUGUUCGCGCUCAGGAUCAACAAGUCUAUCCUGCUCUGCGCGCUGUAACUGUGGAUGGCUGCGGGAUGGAGAUAGCCUUGGUGAGCUUUGAGAACGGCGGCGCCAAAGGGAGCGGUGGAGGAGGAGGAGUUGGAGGCAACAAUGCCGAGGAGAGCUGCCGGAACGCGCUGGAUGUCCCUCAGCCGGGCUUCGUUCAGGGCGGGCGGGGAGAGGACUACAGCAAGGAGCUGAACACCCGGGGCGGCCCGCAGCCGCCGCACAGCCCCUGGAAGAUCAAUGACAUGAACAACACUCUGAGCUGCAGCGAGAACGCCAUGGAUGCGCUUUUACGCGCGGACCACAGUCCCCACCUCUUCGACGAGGACAUGCUGGACAUGGACAUGGAUACGGAGAGCAACGAGAGGGUGCUCAUCAACAUCGCGGGUCUGAGGUACGAGACCCAGCUGGGUACCCUCAACCAGUUCCCUGACACUUUAUUGGGAGACCCCGCUAAGAGGAUCAAGUACUUCGACCCGCUCCGGAACGAGUACUUCUUCGACCGGAACCGGCCGAGCUUCGACGGGAUACUGUAUUUUUAUCAGUCCGGAGGAAAGAUCCGGAGACCCGUCAACGUGUCCAUAGACGUGUUUGCAGACGAGAUCCGGUUCUACCAGCUGGGGGAGGAGGCCAUGGACCGGUUCCGCGAGGAUGAGGGCUUCAUUAAAGAGGAGGAGAAGCCGCUGCCGCAGAACGAGUUCCAGAAGCAGGUCUGGCUCAUCUUCGAGUACCCGGAGAGUUCCAGCCCGGCCCGGGGCAUCGCCAUCGUGUCCGUGAUCGUCAUCACCAUAUCCAUCAUCACCUUCUGCCUGGAAACGCUGCCGGAAUUCAGGGAUGAGAGGGAGCUGGCGGUCACCAGCCGUCUGGACAACAGCACGGCGCCCCGGCCGUCGCUCACCUUCACCGACCCCUUCUUCAUCAUCGAGACCACGUGCGUCAUCUGGUUCACCUUCGAGCUCAUCGUGCGCUUUUUUGCGUGCCCCAGCAAGUCCGAGUUCUCCAAGACCAUCAUGAACAUCAUCGACAUCAUGUCCAUCAUGCCUUACUUCAUCACCGUGGGCACGGAGCUGGCGGAGCAGCAGGGCCAGGAGCACCAGAACGGUCAGCAGGCCAUGUCUCUAGCCAUCCUGAGGGUCAUCCGCUUGGUCCGGGUCUUCCGCAUCUUCAAGCUGUCCCGACACUCCAAAGGGCUGCAGAUCCUGGGCCAGACUCUGAAGGCCAGCAUGCGCGAGCUUGGCCUGCUCAUCUUCUUUCUCUUCAUCGGGGUCAUCCUCUUCUCCAGCGCUGUGUACUUCGCUGAAGCUGACGAGCCGGAGUCCCACUUCUCCAGCAUCCCCGACGCCUUCUGGUGGGCGGUAGUCACCAUGACGACAGUGGGUUACGGUGACAUGAGGCCCGUGACAGUCGGGGGGAAGAUCGUGGGCUCUCUGUGCGCCAUCGCCGGAGUGCUGACCAUCGCGCUGCCGGUGCCCGUCAUCGUGUCCAACUUCAACUACUUCUACCACCGGGAGACGGACCAGGAUCAGUCCUCCCUGAAGGACGAGCCCAACAGCGGCAGAGAGAGCCCCGAGCUUAAGCGCAAAGGCAGCAAAGCGUCCGUGAAGUCUCAGGAUGUGGAGAACAACGAGGCGGGCGCUUCGGUGGAGAAAACGAACAUCAAAGCAAACAGCAGCGUGGACUUCAAGAGAUCCCUUUACGCGUUCUGUCUGGACACGCGGGAGACGGACCUGUAGCCGUGCACGAGCACACCCGGGCUUAAAGCAGAUACAGUCGUGUAGAAUAAACCCCGUUAAUGGGCUCUUAAGUCUUUGCACAUUGCAGUUGGAGGAUCAACACAUUGCAAUCCUGAAAAGUUUUAAGAGGGUUGGUUUAUAAAAAGCACACUUUAAUCCCCAUCAUCUGGUAAGCACGACAGUUAAAAGUGCGGAGUUAUGAACGAGCUGCAGCGCAUGUGAUGCAACACAGAGGCCCUUUAAUAAAGCAGGGACACCUGCAGAGCAUCAAAUCUAACUCAUGGAUGAAUUAGAGGGAAGUGGGACAUUAGAUGCUGCAGAUAAUCAGGGACAAGCACGACUCGGAAUAAUUACUUGACACAGUGAGAGGAUUACCGGGACCAACCAGACUGUGUAUAUAAUGCAGGACGCAGACCACAUUCAGUAGUGCAACAACAACAAAUAAUAAUAAUAAUAAUUUCCCAACUGUGAUGUUUAUACUGGCAGCAGACGUGUAAAUAUUCCCCACAGGCUGCUCUUAUUGUAGAAAAACAAAAGUAUAUUUUUGAGAUGCAGACACCUGUUUUCCUUCACUCAGGUUCUGUUUAAAUCAGAGAGGGUUUGGGGGGGACCUCAGCCUUGAACUUUUAAAUAAAGAACAUUUGGGAUUUUUUUUAAACUGAGGGACCAACAGCCAAGAAAAGAGGACAGAGCAGAAACCGUCUGGAGAGAUCAAGCAUCAGCGAUACCAGAGAGUUUAAGCCCUGCCCUCCAACCAUCAGGAGAGUCGAUCCGACCACAGAAAUCCCCUACAUCAGGAAACGCCAACAACUAAAAACCUGCUGCUGUGCUUUGAAAAUCAGCAUCAUCCACCCUUUUUAGAACUCUGUGCCUUCAACCAAAACUCACCAGUGAUACUUCUGAAGCUUUCUUUUUUCUUUUCUUUUUUUUUACUUUUUUUCUUUUUUCAAGCAGGACUCAGAGGACAUAUCUGCCUGAUGAGGGAGGGCCCGGGAUCCUGCUGCUGUCUCUCUGAAGAAAAAAAAAACAAUCAAACCCGACAUGCAACGUUUCAAUCAUUUUAACAUCCCACUGUGUUCUUUUUUUAAUCAACCAACUGUGUCAGUGAUUUACUUCAUAUCGGAAGAAAUCCCUUGCUGUGCAAUAUCAUCGAUAUUUACGUGAAGCUGUUAUGUGGAUGUAGACUUUGGAUGAACUUUUUGGUUUAUUUUUGUAAUGAUGUUUUCCUGAUUUCUAUUUUUCUAAAACGGUGUAAGAGAGAUGAGGGGAUACAAACAAAAAACAAAUUUUAACAAAGACGGGACCUUCACUUGUAGGUAAAAAGGGUGUUUAGUUUUCCUUAAAUCCUCCCCUUCCUGCUGUGACCAGGGCCAAAGCCAUAGCCUAUCUCAGAUAACAAUGGACGAAGCAUUUCAAAUGACCAGUGUCCCUAACAGCAAGAUGCAUUCAGGGUCUCACAUUCUCACGUGUCAGCUCAUCUUAGCUGUUUGUUUCCUGUUUUUUUUCAGGGCCUUGAAUCCGAAGUAUUUAGUACUCUCUACCUUUGUGUGGCCUGUUUUUCUUGCUGUUAUUUUGUACUUCCUCCUACAUAUCAGUCAAGCAACUUUAAGUGGCAUGAUUAUGUGUGCCUGUAGAGAGAGACAUGAAUGAGUGUCUUCUUCACAAAUUGGACAUAAAGUACCGUAAACUUUCAAAUAUGUCAGAGAAUAAUGGCUGGAUAACAAAUCCAUGAAACAGGGAUCUAGUGGUUUAAAAAAUGUGGAGUCAAUUAGUUAAGUGUCUAAAAUACAAAUGCUUUUUCUAGAAUAACCCUUUAUUUGGAAGCAUACUCAAAAAAACCACCCAUUCAAACUGUAACUUUUCUAUGAGCUUUAUAAAAAAUGAAAAAAAGAAAUAACUUUACCAGCAAUUACAGAUUUCAAGGGUUACAUGACAGCUUAUCGAUUAUAUAUUUAUUAUUUACUAUUAUAUAUUUAUUUUUAAAAUUAUAUAAAUGAGUCCUCAUGUAGUACCUCUACAGGGCAGCCAAGUGAACUAAGCAAAGGAUUGGAGCUGGUAAUUCCUAUAAAACUGUCUGUCCACACCCUAAACAUCUCAGUUAAGUGUGUUCGUCUCCUUUGGAUGCUUUAUAAAUGUGAUAAAUCUGAAAUAUCUCUGGAUUUCAAGUGAAUUUGCAGAACAACGGGAAAACAAGGGUCCUGCUGCUUUUUGGAGACUGAAAUGUUGAUGUUGUAUUAAACUGGCAUCCUAAAGGAUUCUAAAAUGUCAUUUUGUCAGAUACCUCACAUAACAGCACACACACCAAAACAACACUUUGUGUGUAAAUGACCAUUGCCAGAAGCUGUGACAGGGCAGCACAAAUUGACAUCCAGUUCAAUAUUUUAUCAAGCAAAUCUUCAUUUUCUGACCUAUUUAAUUUUAUUUAAAAAAGGCUUUCUGUAACAUUAAAGUUCCAGAGUGUGAAAUAUCACCACCAGAUGUCAGCAGAUUGCAGACUGCAGUCAACUGAGUUCUGUUUUUUUUUGCAUCUCCCAAUUCAAGUACAUACCUAGCGACGGUGGCCACUGUAGGACAAACAAAUUUUAAUCAGCCAAGAGAUAUCUAAAACAUCACAUAAUGGCUGUAGUUAAAACACUGUAACUAAUAUAUUAUAUAAUAAAAUAAUAUCCAAACUAUUUUUAACAUGUUUGAAUAAUAUUAACACUUAGCAAUAAAUCAGAAAAUUUAAAAAAAUGCUUCACUUAAAUAUUUUAUGUUUUUAUCCCUGAGACACCUCAAAGCUUUAGUUGCUGUUCAUCUGUAGUGAGUGUACUCAGAAAGCAAAGUCACUCCAGACCAGAUCAGCCCUAGAUUUUUUUCCCCCAUCUUUGUCAGUCCACUGUUUACCUCAGCUGUCAAUGCCGGGUGAGAAGCAUCCACAUCUAGAGGCUGAAAAACUUUGUGAAAGAAGUCAGACACGAGUCAAUGUGUUAGUGAAGAAAACUUCUGUCUGAUAACAGUGAUAACUGAGGUGACUUGUUGAGUAUAACAACAACUCAACUUAUAUAAAUAGUUUCUUUUUAAGAUGCUUUGUUGAAGUUAGACUUAUAUUUUGUGAGACGAACCAUUUAAAGCCAUCUUUGAAAACCGAAACCUCAAAAUUAAGUAAGUAGAAUUUUAUUUAUAUAGCACCUUUCAAGACAGAGAUCACAAAGUGCUUCAUAAAGAAAUGCCAGAGCAUUUACAACAAAAAAGACAAAAAGAAGUUAACCAAACACAAAGAUUAGUUUUUAGUUGUUUUUUUAAAAGAGACUACAGAGACUACAGUGUCCACAGAUCUCAAGGUCAAAGGUGGAGAGUUCCAGAGUCUGGGGGCCACAGUGGCAAAAGUUAUGUCUCCCUUAGUUCUCAGCCAUGCUACUAUAUAAGCUAAGAUUCAAAGAUUUCUAAAAGUUUUACAGAAAAUAAGCUCUGUCUGUAAAGACUACGAGCCAGAAAACUUGAAACUUAACUGGGAAAGCUUUAAUAAAUCCAGUUUUAAACAUCAUUUAUAACACCAUCUCCAGUUACUGGAUUUAAAGGUGUUCUGUCCCAUAUAACAAUAAGAACUUGUGCCUCUUCUCACUUUAACUUUGAUUUGAUCCAUAAGUCAUUCCACAGGCACAACAGGUCAGCUAACAUUGGCCAACCACCACAGCCGACUGAGAGAAUAAUCAAAAUAUGAGCACAGAUUUUCACUCAGCACUUUUGGAAAGAAGAUACUGCAGAGAUGUGAUAUAUGGUUUAUAAACUCUAAGAUUCUAUUAGCUUGUUGUAUAUCAAUCCUUACAAAUGUGCUGUACAGUGGUUUAUAGUUUGCAUCUAAAAGAUAGAUAUGAAAUCCUGAUAUGAAGCCUCCAGCUGAGCGUGCUCAUGCUUGACCAGAGAGCAGAUGUUUACCGGGCUAGAGGUGACAGGAGCUAAAGGGCUGGUUUCAACAGAUUUCUGUACAACAGGGCGUCUUUGUUUGAGGUUCUUCCUCACAGUCUUCAUUUUUAAGACCCAGAAGGUUCCUUUAUUUUAGUGUGAAGAAGUUUAAAUACAUACUGAAAAUAUUUACAUUUAAUAAAGCAUCCAUUUAUAAAACUGAGGAACCGCCUCAGAUGUUUAAUAGAAGGAAUGUGUCUCUGUGUUUCCACAUAAAACUGGUAAAAUGUCAUCACAGAAAAAUCCUGCUGUGAUGAAUCAAAGGAACUCAUCAGCAGGUUCUUGUGUUUAACCACCUUAGUUUGGCUUACAGUGGCGGGCCAUGAGUGAUGUCUUUGUCACUUAGAAGGCUGCACCACUGAGGAGGAUCAGUAAUGAUGAUUAUUAGUCAUUUUUGACAACUUGCAACAUGCUGCAUACUGGUGCAAUGAAAAGUCCCAAACUUACACCACUCUUCUUCACAUGUUUUUGCACUCUGUAAAGUUAUCCAUUGAGCCCUAUUUAGGUGUGCUGGAUCUGGCUCUCAGGGAACCCAUUUGUACUAAACAUGUGAAGCUGACACUUGAGUAGAAAUCUAGAAUAUUUCCAUUUGAAAAAAGCAGUCUUGAGAUUGAACGUUAUACUCUGGCAGGUUCAAUUAAAGGUAAAAUAAGGUGUAGACUUUCAAAUAUUUAAGAAAGGCAAUGUGGAAUAAUAAAUAUGUUUAGAAGUGGAAAGUGGAAAAAGGUAAAAAUAUAUAGGAAAACUACAGCCUGACAAUGCAGCAGAUAACUUCAUGUACCAGUGAAACCUGUCACCAGUGGAUAAAAAUAUCAUUUCUUGAAAGAUGAUGGUUAUUAAUCUUCUAUUGAAGAUAAAAGCCUGAAAUUACUCAGAAACAUCUUCAUAUUGUAUAUAAAAGAUGGGAGUCAUAGCUGGUGGUACAGUCCAGGCUAUGGCACCAUGUUGUGGGUUUGGAUCUCUUAGUUGGAGGAGUCAGAUCUCUCGGCUAAAUGUGGCCCUGUCUGUAACUUGGACACUAAUUUGGACCAAACUGUUAUUUCUUUUCUGAUUUUUAUGUCCAAAUGCUAGAAAAUUAAGAUGAGUUGAAACUGUAAAUUUGAUUUUCUGUUGUAAACAAGUUGCCUCCAAGGCUGGAAGUGAAAGCCAUCUUUAACAUUUUGGUACUUUUGCCAUUAUUGACUCAGAUGAGCUAGGACACAAAAUCUGGGUACAUGUGUCUGCUUUUAUUGUGAAACACUAGAGGAAUUCCUUAGUUUUUACAAAUAAACAAUAACCAUGAGUGAACAAGGAUGAAGAAACCAUGAGAAAAACAGGCCUGUUUGAGAUUUUACAGUACUUAUUGUUUUAUUGUCUCUGCCCUGCUCUCUGUAGCUGUGAACUGUGCUCCAUCAACCCUUGAAGCUGCUAACCCUGUACUGUGUAGAUCGGAGAUGUCGGAGAUGUCCAACCUUACCCUUAAGUCCUACAAGCAUCCUGCAUUAGCUCUCCUUAUACCUCUUUCACACACAAACACACACUGCUCAUUAUUAGAAUCAGUUAGCGAUUUAUCUUAUUCAGUUUGAUUCAGUUUGUGCCUCUCAAGGAAUUUUUAUUCUCUGACUGCCGAACUGAACAAUCUUACUUGUGUCACAUGAUAUUCCUGCUUUAAUUCACCAAACAGGCGUUGACGGAUAGAGGUGGUGCAGACAGUCCUCUAUAGGUUUAAUCAGAUGGUGUACAUGUGAGGACUGAUAGGCACCUGUAUUUUAUAACUUUUGCACAUACCUGCUCCAGUUUUGUAAAUUUCGCUUUAUGCUGACAUCAUAAGUAAUUGUUACCUUCAGUAAUCAUCAUUAUUUCCAUUUAGGAUCUGAUAAUGGUGUUUUAUUAGGACCACAGAGAUUUUUCUCCGGGAGAUCUGAUUUCCAGAGAUGAAGCUGCAUCAAUCUUUUAUUCACAGUAAUUCAAACUAUUUUAGCUGCUAAAAUUAUUACUGUAUUUUUCGGACCAUAAGGCGCACUGGAUUAUAAGGUGCACUAAGCGAAACAAAACAGUCAGAUAAGUCAAACUUUAUGCAACUCAUUCUUCUUGCUCCCUCAACUUCCGUACCAUUGAUUCAUUAAUGCUGAAUCCUUUUGCAGCUGCUCUAUUCCCAUGUUGUUUCAGUAUAUUAAUGACUAACCUCGUAUUGUCGAUGGAUUAUCUCAGUUGUUCUCCUGACUAAUGUUUGGUCCGUUUACAGCAUCCUGACAUGCGAUUGCAUUUGUCGAAAUCAUCAGGAACCCUUACGUUAACUUUUAUUGAGUGGAAAAAAGUUAGUGUUCAUCCUCCAGCUUCACUGAUUUUAUGUUAUGCUAACAUAACUGUGUCGCUAGCGAUCACGUAGCACAUCAUUAUAUAUCAGCUAGCCCAACUUCAGUAACCCUACAAAAGUCACUGCUGUUUACUUUUCUGUCUUCAUUUAUGUUGGAAGUGAUAGCAGAGCUGUAUGUUUUAAUUUGUUUCAGAAAUCUCUCAGUCAGAACAUGCUAUAUCAUGUUUAGAUGGAAACUAGCGAGCUAACUUCCAGCUAACUUCUAACUCCAUUAAAUUUAAUAAAUUCUGUCAUCAUGGAUGCCUUAAUUGUUACACCUGGUAAAGCAGCAACGCUGAUCAUUUUAUUAAAGAUGAGAGAAUUUAGACAGUUUUUAAAUCUCAGUGAUGCCGCAGUGCUCGUUUGACUUUGGGACCUGAAGCAGACGGAGUUUUGGACCCAGAUUAUUCUGCAAGGCUCCUGACUACAGUAGCCGUAAUGCUCUGGUGCGGCUUCGUAGCUGACCAAAGUCGUAGUAAAACAUUUUUUUGACCAAUUUUUGAGCGCCGAGCACCACAUAAAAUCAGUUCAAGGUCAGUAAGCACAACCAAAAUUCAUACAUAUGGUGCACCGAAUUAUAAGGCCUACUGUCCAUUUUUGUGAAAAUUAAAUAAAAAUGCUUUUUAUUCACGGUUUUACAUGCAAAAUGCAACAUUUGGUUAAACAACUUAUCUCAGCUGUUUUCUUUGAGUAUCUUUUUUAAUGUGUUGCAUGCAGAGAUUAAAAAAUUACAAUCAAACCAAAGCCAUCUGAAACAUAUAUUUCACACCACUUCCCAUUAACCUGAAAAUGCCAGUGUCUGUAAAAUCAUGAAUCAAUCUUAAACUAAACUAAAUUUAAAGAUUUCCCAGCAUAAAGCUUUCAGUUUGGGUGAUGUUUUGUAACAAUAACUUUAUGGUUUCAUCUGCUUUUUGUUUAAGUUAGAGUUAGCAUAAAGACAUUUAUAGGAAUCUUUUUUUAAAUUUGAAUGGCAAGCUUUUUAUCUGCACUCGUGAUAAAACCCCUCAGAGGCACAAACUGAUGCUUGUGGCUCGCACAUUUUGCAGCAUUUUGGACAUUUUCCAACACGUCUGAAAAAGUGACUUUUUGUUGGAAACCUGCAAAGUUUUCUUAGUGCAUGACUUUGACUGCAUUAGCCCAGCAGUCGUACAAACCUGGGGAUGUUGUGUUGUACUGGCAGUAGUGGAAUUAGUUUCCGUCUGUGUGAGUGUGAAGCUGCUGCCCUCCAUCGAGAACCUUUACUGACACUUCUCCCAAAAACAGCGCUGCCAAACUGGUCUGAAUAAGCCAAAAGUUUCUGUGUGUAGAAGUGGUUUAAGUGUUUCACAUGUUAGACCUCCACCCAUCAAUGUUACAUCGUGUUUUUAACUAAAAGAAUCCUGUUUGUUAAACUGUUGAUAAUAUAUGCAGAAGAGUUAUGAAAUAAACAGAAACUAACUGGAAA
This is a messenger RNA of Pelmatolapia mariae (spotted tilapia), 11512 nucleotides long. Its product is annotated as potassium voltage-gated channel subfamily A member 1. Gene Ontology annotation, molecular function: delayed rectifier potassium channel activity; protein binding. Gene Ontology annotation, biological process: protein homooligomerization; potassium ion transmembrane transport. Bases 2085 to 3788 code for a protein of 567 amino acids. Lineage: Eukaryota; Metazoa; Chordata; Actinopteri; Cichliformes; Cichlidae. Gene Ontology annotation, cellular component: intercalated disc; membrane; voltage-gated potassium channel complex. The record is from RefSeq and is a predicted model, not a curated record. The transcript is spliced from 2 exons.